AUGGUGGACGGAAACCUGUUCAUCCCGCUUUCGCCGCCCAGCUCCCCGCGUAUGUCUGCGUACAGCACGACUCCCGCUGAGAACGAGUGGCAAGCCUCGGAUCUGAAAACUCUGGAUCCGAACACCGCUCACUCGGAGGGCGACAUGGCUUUGCUUCAGGCUGACAUGAACGGCCACAACUUCGACCUGAAACGCCCAAUGAUCCGAACGGCCAAGAGUUUUCCCUACACGCUCGACACCAAGACCCAACUAUCCAGUGGCUCAGGUUCGCCUGCGAGAGAUCGCAUCAGCAUCAGCAACAUCGACGAUAUCGACUCGAGCGAGAUGCCAACUGUGACCUUUGGCGGAUCCGCCCCUGCCAGCCCUGUCUCGAGGCUGACCCCACCGUCCCCUCAUGACGCAACCAACGGAGACAAGAAUGAGCCACAGGGUGAUGAGAUCGUCGUUGAAGAGAACCAAGAGUGCGGCGAGGAUCAAAGCAAGGACGAAGAGAAGCCGCCAAUGUCGGCCGCAGAACUACGAGCACAGAAGCGCAAGAUGAAGAGGUUCCGACUCACUCACAACCAAACGCGGUUCCUAAUGAGCGAAUUUGCUCGACAAGCCCAUCCCGAUGCCGCUCAUCGGGAGCGCCUGGCUCGCGAGAUUCCCGGCCUGAGCCCCAGACAAGUGCAGGUUUGGUUCCAGAACAGGCGUGCUAAACUCAAGCGCCUCACCAGCGACGAUCGUGAGCGCAUGAUGCGAUCAAGGGCUCUUCCCGAGGACUUUGAUAUGGCUUCGGCUCUGCACUCUCCAUUCGGCAACACCCACGGGAUCGGGACUCCCCUCACAUCACCUGGAUCAUACCAUCCGGGAUUUCCGGAGGGCAAUAUGAUGCGACCUCUUAGCAUCGACACCCUUCGUCGCGGACCGAUCGACUCCCACGUCUCUCCCACGGGAAUAAGCCCAGCCUUUGGUGGUUUCACCUUCACUCCUCCUCAGUCAGCAACCGAUACCCUGUCCCCAGUGUCCCAACAUGGAGACUCCCCUUUUGGCUUCCCUUCUGCGCCUUUGGAAGGUAGUCCCAGGACCUCGAACCCUUUCUCCUCGAUGUCGAUGAGCGGGCCGCCCGCAUACGCUGCCCAUCACAGCAUCCCUCGUUUGUCGAUCCACGCCGAUCGUAUUGCCCGCAGCCGCGCAGAUUCGCUGAACUCGCCGCUGCGAGCGAGCAUGAGCUACUCGAACGGAAGUGAACACGGUCUGAAUGGGCCGGCCGAUGCCUCCAGCCAUAACGGCGAUCAAGCUUCACGGUCGUACUCGACCUCAAUGAUGCCGUAUGGUAUCGGAUAUUCAUACUCUCCUGUUCCCGGGUUCCAAGCCUCUAGUGCGUCCCGAAUGCGUUCCUUCUCCAGCAGCGUACCCAGGCGGAUUGAGCUCAGCACCCACUACACUCCGAGUCGGACCGCAACCACUCCGCAGACGGCUACUUUCCCCACCUACUCCAGUUCUCCUCUAGUUACUCCCCAGAGCUACGCCAUGCCCCAACUGAGCGCGCCACACCACAUCACGUCGUUCCAGAAUUCGUACCUUCGGAAUGACUCGGGCCAAGGCGAGCAGUACCCCGGCGUGGGCACCGUGCUUGGUGAAGUCCUGGAUAACUCCAACCACGACAAUGACGAAUCGAACGACCAGAUAUCGCAGUCAUAUUGA
Westerdykella ornata is the source of this 1686-nucleotide messenger RNA. RefSeq lists its product as uncharacterized. The transcript has 4 exons. The coding region runs from base 1 to 1686 and encodes 561 amino acids. Lineage: Eukaryota; Fungi; Ascomycota; Dothideomycetes; Pleosporales; Sporormiaceae. The record is from RefSeq and is a predicted model, not a curated record. Gene Ontology annotation, molecular function: DNA-binding transcription factor activity, RNA polymerase II-specific; RNA polymerase II transcription regulatory region sequence-specific DNA binding. Gene Ontology annotation, biological process: regulation of transcription by RNA polymerase II.